Molecule: messenger RNA, 1623 nt
Organism: Aspergillus alliaceus
Lineage: Eukaryota; Fungi; Ascomycota; Eurotiomycetes; Eurotiales; Aspergillaceae
Product: general substrate transporter
Exons: 7
Coding region: 1-1623 (540 amino acids)
Biological process (GO): transmembrane transport; carbohydrate transport
Cellular component (GO): membrane
Molecular function (GO): carbohydrate:proton symporter activity
Source: RefSeq, a predicted model, not a curated record
AUGUUUGGGCUCCCGAAGUAUUUUGGGCUUAGAGGCCGAGCCUUGAACUUGGCGAUCAGUUCCCUAGGGAGUCUUGAUUUCUUACUCUUCGGAUAUGAUCAAGGUGUAACAGGUGGUCUGCUUGACCUCCCGUCGUUUUACAAAUACUUUCCUGAUAUCAAUCCCCUGAGGGCGGAAGAAGAUACACCCGAAUUCUCGCGGCUCCGUUUGAACCAAGGCAUUGCAGUGGCGUCUUACAAUCUGGGAUGCUUUAUUGGUGCGAUCUUGACAAUCUUUAUCGGCAAUCCGCUAGGCCGACGUAGAACAAUCUUCUGCGGCUGCAUAACUAUGGCGACCGGUGCUCUAUUACAAUCAACUGCAUUUCACUUGCCGCAUUUCAUCGUCGCACGCAUCGUUACGGGGAUUGGAAACGGUAUGAACACCAGUACCGUGCCCACCUGGCAAUCGGAAUCAUCGAAGGCCCAUGACCGGGGGAAGAUGGUCAUGAUCGAGGGUAUGCUCAUUACGGCGGGUAUUACUCUGAGCUACUGGAUUAAUUACGGAUUCUCAUUUAUCCCCGACAGCGAGGUGGCAUGGCGAUUUCCCCUGGCCUUCCAGAUUCUCUUCGCCGUGGUGAUUUUCAUGUCAAUCCUCAAUCUGCCCGAGUCUCCGCGAUGGCUAGUCAUGCAGGGCCGGAAUGACGAAGCAGUCGAGAUCCUCGGAUAUCUAAACGAAAAGCCUCCCGAUGACCCUUUCAUCAGGAACGAACUCAAAGCUAUCCAAGCGACAGUCGAGGAAAUGUCCAAGGGUUCUUAUAGAAGUCUGUUCGAUAUGAGCGAGUACCGUGAAUUCCACCGAGUCGCACUCGCCUAUGUCAACCAGAUGUUCCAGCAGAUAUCCGGAAUCAAUCUGAUCACUUACUAUGCGCCUCAACUCUAUAAGGAAAUUGGCCUUGGAAGCGGCAAUCUGCCAAAGUUGCUAGCCGCUUGUAACGGAACUGAAUAUCUGAUGGCUGCUUUUAUCCCCAUCUUUAUUAUCGAAAAAGUUGGACGCCGUCCACUCAUGUUAUUUGGGGCCGCUGGCAUGUCCAUCUCGAUGGCAGUUCUCGCGGGUACUAACUAUCGGUUGCUGGAGCUAAAGGAUAAGCAAGCUGGCAUUGGACAGGCCGUCUUUCUUUUCGUCUUCAAUACCUUUUUCGCCAUCGGGUGGCUGGGAAUGACAUGGCUGUAUCCCGCCGAAAUUGUGCCGCUGCGAAUUCGUGCCCCGACGAAUGCAUUGGCAACUAGUGCUAAUUGGAUCUUUAACUUCAUGGUCGUUAUGAUUACCCCUGUCUCAUUCGCCAACAUUAAGUGGAAGACUUAUGUUAUCUUCGCCGUGAUAAAUGCAUUCAUGUUUCCCUGCGUGUAUUUCUUCUUUCCCGAGACACGGUACCGCUCUCUCGAGGAGAUGGACAACAUCUUCAAGAAAUCCACCAAUGUCUUCAAUGCCGUCACCCUUUCGAUCAAGGAACCUUACCGCUACGACAAGCAUGGCCAACUCAAACCAGAGUACCUCGAAGAAGCCAUCCGCCGCGAAAGCGCUUCCGUCCAGCCCUCCGGCAAGGCGUUUGACAGUGAUGAUAGCACGCAUGAGGUCAAGGCCUGA